Striga hermonthica is the source of this 306-nucleotide messenger RNA. Lineage: Eukaryota; Viridiplantae; Streptophyta; Magnoliopsida; Lamiales; Orobanchaceae. The record is from the annotation of a GenBank genome assembly.
AUGGAGACGAUAGUGAAAUUGGCGUCGGAAAACGGGAUAUUGAUACUGAGCAAGAGCAGCUGCUGCCUGAGCUACGCCGUGCAGAUGCUUUUCCAAGAAAUCGGGGCGCGGCCGCUGGUGUACGACGUUGACGAGGACCCGCUGCUGGGGAAGGAGAUCGAGAGGGCCCUCGUGAGGAUGGGCUCCGGCGGACCUCUUCCGGCGGUAUUCGUCGGCGGCGAGUUCGUCGGGUCCACCAACGAGGUGAUGUCGCUCCACCUGAGCGGCGAGCUCGUGCCCCUCCUCAGGCCUUACCACGAACACUGA